CAGAGCUAUUCAUUCCCCGUUGACGAGCCCAACGAGCGUUGAGCGCUCCUCAUCUCGAGGAAAAAGUACUGUGUCGUUGGUAGCUUACAGGGUUUACAGAGACGGCGGCGUGCUGCUCAAACCGAUCGAGAUGGGAAGAACACUCCAUCCAAGAGAUGUCAGUCAGUUCGUCCCGAAACGAGGAUUCAGCGACGAAAUCACAUCCUGGCCCAAAGUUUGUUGGUGUUGAGAGACUUCUCCACUCAAAGUGUGGUGAAUCAUGUGAUUUUUACCAUUGCAUCCACAUAUUACAGAUUCUCAAUUCAUGUGUUAAGUGGGCUUUGUACCCGGAGUGUGUGAGUGCGUUUCAGAUCUUGGACCCGUUUACAUUCAUGACCGCGCUGUAGUCUUCCAUUCUUCCGGAGCAAUCUGAGACCACCUCCCACGAAAAAAUCCUAAGAAGGAUGAUCCUAAAUUGGGGGAUGGAAUGAUGGCGGUUGCAUGUUUGUCCGAUUGCCCUCUCCAAUGAGCAAUCCCCCGCCACUCAUUUCCCAGUCAAUCCUACAUUUCGGCUGAAGCCAGAAGAACUCCCCGUCAAAAUGUCCACGACAUCAGGGCGUAAAUCCGUGUCAGAGAAAUCCACCAAAGCAGAUAAGAGGCUUCCAAGUUCGAGUCCGACGAGGCCAGUUUUGGACUUGCUGGAUAACCAAUUGGAGCAGUUAGCCGACGAGUUGCACCGUCGUCGUCAAGGUCCCAGUCCAGGAAUGAGAUCUUCGUCCGGAGACGAAGAGAUCCUCUCGAAAGUUCCACUCGGUCCAUCUCCGGCCCGAGGAAUGACGUCCCAAUCGCGUCUCGCCAAUGGAUCAUCAGGCGAAAUCGGAACUGGAAAUUCAACAUCCGCUCAACGGAGGCCCACCCAGACCCCGAUCAGCAUCGAAGAUCAGGAUCCCACCCAAAUGCUGAACACCUGGCUGGGAGAACUCGAUCUCCUUCAGAGGGGUUUGCAAGAAACACCAAGUGGGUUUGCCAGCCAUCAGAACCAUCGCAACCACCCCAAUGGUGGAGGAACCAGUGGCAGCAUUAUCAGCAGCUCAGGCAUUAGUAUGACACCUUCUCCCUUGUCGUCAAAUUCUACAUUUGGGAGCAACGCGGCAAUUCUCUCCAAGGGGAGCAAUAAUAACUGCAACAACAACAACAACAACAGCGGCAACAAUAACCCUUCCUCGCGAGAAUCCUCAGCCACGCCCAUUCACAUGCGCAGAAUGUCUACGCCCCGGGUGGAAUCGCCGAGAUUGGAUUCAUAUCGCUACUCGCUGAUCAACUUGGAAGAGACGUUAGACAAUGACCUCGAUGCCAUCUUGGGCGAACUUUGUGCCCUGGAGAGCAAUUUGAACCAAAAACCAGCGAGGAAAAGUACCAACUCGUCGCUUAUCCCUGACGUCCAUGAGGAGGAUCGGGAUGAUCCCACGGACUUGCCCCCUCCUCCAGCUCCACUCCAGUUGGAGGAGCUCUUGGCCUCAGAACCUCAGUAUAUCACUGCCGAAAGUGUGAGACAGAACAAGUUAUUGGCCAAACGCACGGACAGUCCGGAUAAUGACUCGGCGUUCUGCGAAAAUGCCUCGAGUGACUCGAGUAACACAAGUGAUAACACCACCAAUGCCAAGAGCUCGUCCAUCCUCAUCCAGAGUGCCAUUGGAAACAACAACAGCACUAACCCGCUUUACUCUAGUCGUAAACCUUCAGUUGGUCAAGAAACGCGAUCGUGUUUGUCCUCGGCUGGUGGUGCUUCUGCCCACCACAGGGUUUCGUCGUCGGCGACGGUUCAUCCGUCCAUAAACGAGCAAACGUGUCUGAAUGCCGCGACCCAAGCCAAAGCCGAGAAGAUCCGAUUGGCAUUGGAGAAGAUCAAAGAGGCGUCCAUUAAGAAGAUCUUCAUCAAGGUCUUUGGCGAGGAUGGUUCCACCAAAUCCUUACUUGUGGAUGAGCGCAUGUCUGUCUCACAAGUAUGCGGGAUGCUGGCCGAGAAGAACUAUGUGAAACGCGACACGUCUUGGGCUUUGGUUGAACUUUUGCCCGACCUUCACAUGGAACGAGCCUACGAGGAUCACGAGUGCCUAGUGGAGAACCUGCUCAUGUGGAAGGCAGACUCUAAAAACACUCUUUGGUUCAUUAAGCGACCGGAGGUGUACGAUUUAUUCAAUAGACCCGAGCUGUACCUUCUGGGUGACACGAGUUCACAAAUUGGCACCAAAAUGGAGGAACGCGCCAGAUCGGAACUCAUUGAGGAAUACUUUUCCAGCACGGGUGUGGGUGCGCCAGAGGUGGAGGGAUAUCUUUGGCUCAAGGCGGAGGGGAAGAAGACGUGGAAAAAGUUCUACUUUGUCCUCCGAACUUCGGGACUGUAUUAUGCGCCAAAGGGGAAGAAGACCUCCAAAGACUUGGUUUGUUUGGCUCGCCUCGAUAUGAAUCAGGUCUACUUUGGAGUCAAGUGGCAGCCCAAGUUCAAAUCGCCCUCCAAGCACUGCCUGGCCAUCAAACAUCCCCAGAUCCAAGCCAAGAACCCCAAGUACAUACGCUACUUGUGUGCCGACACCGAAAUCGAACUCAACAAAUGGGUGACGGGGAUCCGGUUGGCCAAAUACGGAAAGACCAUCUACGCCAACUAUCGAGGCAUUAUCGAGGAAAUGACCCACGAGGAUCUGGACCGCUUGGCCUCGGCGAGAAAUUCACUCAACACGUCGACCUCGCCACCUGGUGACGAUCUAGUUGACGAGGCCAUAAAGAAAGGUCCCCGUUCACAUCUCAGCCAUCUCUCGAGCCAUCCAUCCAGUUUGUUAUCUCAUUCCUCGGAUCCCCGGGGAGUUCUGUCGAGUCCGCCGCCGGUCACCACAGUGAUUGUUCACAGUAGUCAUAAUGGGGGUGUCCAAUGUCGGUCCAGUCGAUCUAGUUCGGCAAGUUUGAGCGACAGAUCCAUCGGCUGUGGAAGUGUGGGAAACGGCGGUGUGGGCGGGGGUCCUGGUGAGCUAGGCUUCAGCUGCGAUUCCCCUGAGGGUGGAACCAUUAAGAAGAAGCCCAUCGCGAAAAGUUCAUUGCUCUCUUUCAAAGCUGAAUCCGAAAGAGAAACUAAUGGCGAAUGAAUGACGGCCACCACCAACACCACUCCCACGGCCCCUACCCCAGCGAAAGAAGUCAAGGAGGUUCGCUUCAAAGACCACUUCUCGGUGCUACCCUUGGAUUCGUCGACCCCUUAUGCUACCAUAAGGCGAGAGAAGACUCCUCAAAAGCAAUUCAGACAUGGCGAGACAGCCGUGUUCCAAAACAUUGAAGACACUUUAGCCAAUCAUAAACACAUCUUGGAGCAGAGUCACAUACAUCGGGGAGACUCGGGCGUUCUCAAACGACGAUACUCAAACGAGAGUAUUAAUUCCAUCCCAGCCUCAACCAUGCUACACUCGGGGGUCAUCAUUUCGGAUCGUCAAGAGGAUCUCACCGAGAACCAACUUAGCUCUGGUCAAUUAAGUCCACAACCCGAACGACCAGCUCCCAUUUUGAAACCGCUCGUGAGUCGAAAACCAAUCGUGGAUAAAAGCAUUUUAAAGAAGAAGCAAAUUUCCCUGGAUCAAUCCCGGGAGAAUUCCCUCGAGCGCAAACCGACUUAUGAAGAUACGCUAAAGAAAUGUCAGUCCCUCACCCGAAACCAUUCCUCACCAGGGUCCAUGAAUGGUGGGAGUGGAGGAGGGGGAGCGCACCAGAUUCCUGUCUCGAGGCAUAAAUCUUGCCCAGAAACAGGAGGCACGACAGCCCCAAAGCCUUGCCCAUCCUCUUCAUCACCCGCUACCCCAUCUGUGGCUCCCUCGUCCUCCCCUCCAGUCCCACCCAAGCCCAGCUUGGCCUAUCGCGCCAUGGCCAGUUCGAAAUUAGAUAAUUCCAAGAAAAUAUCCCACCUUCCACCCACAGGAUUAGGGCACAAUCGAGGACUCGCAAUGCGAUCCCCCACGGUCCUUCGGCAGAAUUCCAAUAAUUCCAAUGGACAGGGAGAACUGAACGGGGACGUUAAAGAGAACCUAGAGGAAACGCGGCCUUUUCCCAAUCGACUUAGCUCGGGCGAGUACGACAAUGUGAAUCGAGUGUCGUCGGGGCCUGAUAAGGCCCCCAAGAGCCAAGGGCCGGACAUUCAUGAAAUGUCCACGAAGUCGAAGAAGUCACCCGCCCCGCCUUUGCCAAAGCGAAACGAAGAGACCCAUCUCUCUUGGAACCGAUCCUAAGAAAAAGGGCAACGCAGACACACACCAUGAAAAUUAGCAUGAAGAUCUAAUUGGACUCGUUUUUCUGAAAUAUAAAUUUGAAUGGUC
Tigriopus californicus is the source of this 4331-nucleotide messenger RNA. RefSeq names its product abnormal cell migration protein 10-like. Lineage: Eukaryota; Metazoa; Arthropoda; Copepoda; Harpacticoida; Harpacticidae. The record is from RefSeq and is a predicted model, not a curated record. Gene Ontology annotation, biological process: signal transduction. The transcript is spliced from 5 exons. Bases 579 to 3116 code for a protein of 845 amino acids.